AUGUCUCAAGAUAACUCAAGGAGUCCUCCACGAGGACAUGCUUCUGGCAGACCAUACGACUCAGAAUACCCAGAACGCCCAUAUCGACUCGAUCGCAAUCAGUAUGAUAAUAGACAUGAACGUGGUUAUGAUAGGGAAAGAUCAAGCUCUCCGCGCAGAGACAAGAGAGGUCGUUAUACGGACCGCGAUCGCGAAGGAUAUAGGUCUCCAGUCCAUGGGAGAAGUCGCAGUCGUUCGCCUCACCAUGGCGCACCACCAAAUCGAACAAUCAUCUUUGAGGGAUUGCCUCUAGAUAUGACACAGGAAGACAUAUCAAAAGAACUUCAAAAUAGUCUUAGAGUUGAGGGUGUGGAGGAGAUUAGAUUGAUCAAGGAUAAAAAGACUGGUGUAUCUCGAGGGUUUGCAUUUGCGCAAUUCUAUACCCUACCAGAAGCAAAACGAUUCCUCGAAGAACAUCACCCAUUCGUUUCAUUCUACGGUCCUUCGCAGGCAUCAGAACCAGCCAAAGUCAGGAUCGCUUACAGCCGCGAGAAGAAUGAUCAAGAACGACCAAGCAAGCAUGAGGAUGAUUGGAAAUGUGACGUUUGUUACACAUUGAAUUAUUCUUACAGAAUGAUGUGUUUCAAAUGCAAUGGUCCUAGAACUAGACCAACUGCCCAUGGUGUUGUUAUGACUCAAGGAAAUGUAUCUAGUUACUCAGGAUUCGCUACCACCGGAGAUAGUGAUGCCUCGCCCGACGAAACAGCCUCUCAAUUUCUCUUGCUUAGAGGUCUCGAACCUGGUGUGACAGAGGAACUUCUUGCCAAGGGAGUAAGCAAACUUUACAAGACCAAAGCAAGCACAUCAGCGGAUGUACAUACAGCUAAGAAGACAAAAAUAUCUUCUACUUCUGCUGAUGCCUCACUUGGCGCCAAAGAAGGUUCCCUCCGUCGCGUGUUGCUGAUUCGAGAUCGUAAGACGAAUGAUAGUUGGAGAUAUGGGUUUGCUGAGUUUGCUUCAGUAGAGGAUGCUCAAAAUGCUUUGGCCAAGUACAACGCUACAGACAAGUUUACCAUAUCUUCGAAACCUGUGAUGGUUUCGUACAUCCACGCAGGCGUAUUUGUGCCUGUUCUUGACGUACUGAACGAAGAAUCCGCGAGAUUUACAUUCAGUCCAUUGUCGAACUCUGCGGUUAAUUUGAUGUACUGGGAUACUACAGCUUAUGCUAGCGAGUUGUCUACUGUAAUCCCAGAAGCACCAGUGAAGAAGGCGAAUAAUGAGCGAGCUAAAUUAGCUAAUGCAGCAGCAAAUGAAGGACUUGUUGGUGGCAAGGAUGGAGAUUUUCGGUCUAAGAAAAGGAAGAUCGAAAAAGAUUCGGCUGUGAAUACUAAGAAGGUUGUUGCUCCCCAUCUCCAAUUUUGGACCAAUAGGCAUAACGAGAUCCAUGGUCUGCCCGCCAAGGAUUUUGAAGACAAUGAGCCUGAGUCUACUGCUGCAAUUGCAAAAUCUACAUCAGAACCUAUUGCCGAUGCUCCACCUGCUCAAUCAUACGCAGAUAUGGAUCGAAAAUGCUGUAUCUUAUGUUCCCGUCAAUUUAAGACGGAAGCAGAAGUCAAAAAGCACGAAAGAAUCAGUCAACUUCAUCGCGACAAUACGAAGAAUGAAGAACUGGUUUCAAAAGCUUUAGCCAAGCUCAAGAAAUCUGCAAGUGAUUUAAAUUCAGCCGAAAACUCCGCUUAUAGAGAUCGAGCUAAGGAACGUCGUCAAGCUUUCAAUCAACCAAAGCAACCUGCUGCGCAACACAAUAAAUCGAAGACUUCAUCUACCAGUUCCCCUUCUCAGAAAGAAGAGGAUAAUGGGCCUGUAGUACCAGCACAAUCUAAGGGUGCAGCACUAUUGGGAAAGAUGGGUUGGAAUGCCGGAGAAGGCCUCGGUGCUCAAGGUACAGGAAGAACGGAAGCCAUUGCCACUGAGCUAUAUACUCAAGGUGUAGGUUUAGGAGCUGAAGGUGGGAAGCUAGGUGAUGCGAUGGUGGAAGCGGAGAGGCAGACAAAGGGUGAUUAUAAGGCGUUUGUAGGGAGAACAAAAGAAAAGGCUAAGGAAAGGUAUGAGACUUUGGAUUGA
Molecule: messenger RNA, 2103 nt
Organism: Sclerotinia sclerotiorum 1980 UF-70
Lineage: Eukaryota; Fungi; Ascomycota; Leotiomycetes; Helotiales; Sclerotiniaceae
Exons: 5
Coding region: 1-2103 (700 amino acids)
Biological process (GO): mRNA splicing, via spliceosome
Cellular component (GO): nucleus
Molecular function (GO): RNA binding
Source: RefSeq, a predicted model, not a curated record